UUGUCGGUUUUUCUUCCUUUCUAUGACCCUCACCUUUAGCCCUUCUCUAUUCAAUCUGUCUUUUCGUCGUUGUGUGACUCAACCUGUCCCUGCUCUUUCUGUCAGUAUGGACGUGAUAGAUGUGAUAUGCUGAACUGGGUUAUUUAAAGAGUGGUGACUUUCCCUACGAUACCUGCCCUAUUUCGGACAGAGCCUUAGCCUUUCCUUUAUUCCAUUGUUGUCUUGGACUAAGUUGAGUAAAAGAAGAUUCCUCAGCAGCAGUUUUUAUCCAUUUUGCUCGGACUUGUUGCCUUGGACAAGUUUAGGAGCUCAAGCCUGCUACAAUGGUGUGCAUUCCUUGUAUCGUCAUUCCGAUUCUGCUCUGGGUCUACAAAAAAUUCCUGGAGCCCUACAUAUAUCCUCUGAUUUCCCCUUUUGUUAGUCGUAUAUGGCCUAGAAAAGCUGUACAAGAAUCCAAUGAUAAAAGUAAAGGCAAAGUAGACUGUAAGGGUGGAGACAUAAAUGGAUUACCAACAAGAGGACCAGCAGAAAUCUCUGAUAAAAAGAAAGACUAAAGUGAUUUUCCCAAAGGAUUUCGUCAUUUUUAAAAUGGACCUGACGAUAUAAAGCACCUUCUUUGUGAUUGUCUCUGACCAUUUUCACUGAGACCAGAAUUCUGGGUAGAUAGAUUAGGUAUUUACCUGAUAUGAAUCAGGGAAAUACAUGGUAUUGAUAUUUGAAAUGUAGUUAGUUAUAUUUAAUGACCUCAUUCCCAAGUUCCUUUUUCAUUAAUGUAGCAUUCAUUUAUUUCUACUAUUGCUGUUUUAAUAAUAUGAAUAAAUAGAAGAUCUAUGCCAGUA
Nycticebus coucang (slow loris) is the source of this 839-nucleotide messenger RNA. RefSeq names its product chromosome 19 C18orf32 homolog (gene C19H18orf32). NCBI's taxonomy places the organism in Eukaryota, Metazoa, Chordata, Mammalia, Primates, Lorisidae. Bases 324 to 554 code for a protein of 76 amino acids. The record is from RefSeq and is a predicted model, not a curated record. The transcript is spliced from 3 exons. Gene Ontology annotation, biological process: positive regulation of canonical NF-kappaB signal transduction.